Molecule: messenger RNA, 942 nt
Organism: Dacryopinax primogenitus
Lineage: Eukaryota; Fungi; Basidiomycota; Dacrymycetes; Dacrymycetales; Dacrymycetaceae
Product: PTPLA-domain-containing protein
Exons: 5
Coding region: 82-942 (286 amino acids)
Biological process (GO): very long-chain fatty acid biosynthetic process; fatty acid elongation; sphingolipid biosynthetic process
Cellular component (GO): endoplasmic reticulum membrane
Molecular function (GO): 3-hydroxyacyl-CoA dehydratase activity
Source: RefSeq, a predicted model, not a curated record
GGUUUGUUCGCACCACAAAAAAGGCCAGCGCGAAUUUCCCAACACAGUCUUUAUCACUUGAUCCAACAGAGAAGAGAUAGAAUGGCAGGCCGAGCGAGGAGUACAGGGGCAGAAACAGCGGAGUCCCAUCGUGUUCAGUUCAGCGUCGUCCAGUAUUAUCUAGUUGCGUACAACGUGCUGUCUUGCCUCGCAUGGGCCUGGAUUCUCGGAAGAUGUCUCUACCAUGAGAUUAGUGGCUACUGGGAGCCAUUGAGCGUUGGUCUCAAGGCACAGAUGAUGUCUUUGCUCCGUGCCAUGAAUCCGACUGCUCCUUCCUUGUUUACGCCUGCGGUAUUCAAUUACCUCCUUCCGAAAUGGCUACAUCCUUUGACCAAUCAAGCGUCAACGAUGUAUGCUGAGGUAGGAUUGGAGGUGAAGAUCAUCCAGACAUUCGCUCUGCUGGAAGUGGUGCAUGCGAUGCUAGGAUUAGUGAAGUCAUCUUUGGCGACGACAAUCAUGCAAGUCGCAAGUCGCUUGAUCUUAGUUUGGGGUAUUGCAGAUCACUACGACCAGGCCAAGGAGAAUCCAUUGUAUGCCUCUAUGGUGUUCGCGUGGUCAAUCACCGAAGUGAUUCGCUAUUCGUGGUAUGCCCUCAAUCUGUGCGACCUUAAGAUCUCCUGGUUGACGUGGAUUCGAUACACUUUCUUCUAUGUUCUGUAUCCUGUGGGUGCUGGGUCUGAGGCAUUCGUCAUGUUCUCCACUCUCCCACCCAUCGUUGCCACGGCGCAGUCUCCACGCCCAAUUCUUGAGAUGUGGAUGGAGCAACCAUCGGCUUUUGUGCGCCUGUUCCUUUUCCUAGGAUGGUGGCCAAGCCUCUAUGUUCUCUACAACCACAUGCGCAAACAGAGAAGAAAAGUUCUCGGAUCGUUCAAGGCCAAAGGCCGCAGUCUCAAAACGGAAUGA